AUGUGCCCAACAAGAACAACAACUAUUCAACAGCUCAGUCUCAUUGUGGUGCUGCUCUUUGGCUGCCUGGCUGCCAAUGCUCAGCGCUGUCAGGACUAUCAGGAUACACAGCAGCAGACGUUGCACUGCGGCGGACGAGCUCUGUGUGCCACAAACGGCCAUUGCUAUCGCCGUUUCAGCAACAUUUGUUGCCUCGAGGCACACAAUUUGCAGCGCAUGUUUGCAGGCCAAAAUGAAUUUAUCGUCGUGGAUAUGCAACACUGUUUGCCAGCGUCGACGUGGUACGACUACAGCAUACCCUAUAGUCCGCCACGUUUUGUGAACUAUGGCUAUGAAUCGCAAUAUGAUUAUGCCGCUCCUCCACAACGUCAGCCGCAGUUGUACAAUCCCUAUAGAUACCACAGUCAGCAGAUCUUUUCGCAGUCAAAUAGAGCGGGCGUUGCUCACGCCUGGAAUCCUUAUGCAGCAGCUGCCUCGCAAUACGCCACAGGCCAAACGUCUGCGCCCAGUUAUUAUGUUCAAUUGCUCACCUCAACACCGAGCACAGCGUACACAACACCUUCCACAACACCUUCCACAACAGCUGAAACAACACCUUCCACAACUACUACUACGACUCCUGUCACAACUUCCUCUACAACAGAGUCCACAACCCCUUCCACAACAGCUGCCACGACGCCUUCAACAACGCCUUCAACAACACCUUCAACAACGCCUUCAACAACGCCUUCAAUAACGCCUUCAACAACGUCUUCAACAACGCCUUCAACAACGCCUUCCACAACGCCUUCAACAACGCCUUUCACUAUAAUAUUCCCAACUAUUCCUCAUUUGUUUGAAGCUAAGGUUGCAGUGGUUGCCGAAGACAUCGAGAAGGGCGAUGCAGCUAUCGAUUCUGUUGCAGAUGAAAUCGAAUCUGAUGCGGCAUCACUUGGCAAAAAAAGGCCAACUACACCGAAAACAACAACGACUACAUUAAAAACGACUACUCCUAAGACAACAAGAGCUACUUGUGAACAUACAUCUACAACAACUUCCACUACGCCAUCCACAACAGCACCCACGACCCCUUCCACAACUCCUUUCACAACACCCUCCACAACACCUUCCACAACACCUUCAACAACGCCUUCCACAACACCUUCCACAACACCCUCUACAACACCUUCGACAACACCUUCCACAACACCCUCUACAACACCUUCAACAACACCUUCAACAACACCUUCCACAACACCUUCCACAACACCUUCGACAACACCUUCCACAACACCUUCUACAACACCUUCAACAACACCUUCCACAACACCCUCUACAACUCCUUCGACAACACCUUCAACAACACCUUUCACAACACCUUCUACAACACCCUCUACAACACCCUCUACAACACCUUCAACAACAUCGUCUACAACACCCUCUACAACACCUUCUACAUCACCUUCCACAAGACCCUCUACAACAUCUUCCUCAACACCUUCAACAACACCUUCAACAACAUCCUCUACAACACCUUCCACAACACCUUCAAUAACAUCGUCUACAACACCAUCAACCACUCCAUCAACCACCGCUUCAACAACAACACCAUCCACUCCAGCACCAAUUGAUGCCAAUAUUCUAGCGACCAUGGUCAUUACAAGCUUCGACGGUCAGGUGUUGAGACUAUCGCUGACAAAGCAAGUGAUCGAUCCCAUCAACGGCAACAAGACAUGUGUGGCGACAACAACACUGCUGAUAACAACCAAGGAGUGUCCAACGCCACAGCUGCUUACUGGCUGCCUGAUGAGCACCUCAACAAGUGCCACAACAACGACAACGACAAGAACACCACCAACAACAUCAAGAAGUUCCACUUCCUCUUCUCCAGCGACUUAUCCAACUCGGGCGAACCCCGCAAUUGAAACAGCGUAUAGAACACCUAUACAUAAACCUUAUAGCUAUCAUUAUGGCUAUGCCUAUGGCACCAACUAUGGUCUUGACACUCCCUCUAGUUCCGCUUCCCGUUCCUAUCCAAGAGACGAUGCAUAUGCUUCGGCUUCGGCUUCCGCCUCGGCUGCGGCUUCGGUGGCGUCCCCCUUUGGCUGGUCGCAUUAUUACAGUCGUCGCUAA
Drosophila albomicans is the source of this 2112-nucleotide messenger RNA. RefSeq names its product mucin-2-like. The record is from RefSeq and is a predicted model, not a curated record. The transcript has 4 exons. NCBI's taxonomy places the organism in Eukaryota, Metazoa, Arthropoda, Insecta, Diptera, Drosophilidae. Bases 1 to 2112 code for a protein of 703 amino acids.